CUGCUCUAAAGUUAAGUUGAACAUAGACAAAAAAAGCAGUCGUGUAUUUUUCACACAACUCUUAAUUUUUAAAUUCUCUUUUACCGGAUGUGUUGAAUCGAGCUUUCCAAGCGUGACACUCACUAAAGCAGGGGCUGUGUAUUAAUUGUGUGUUACGGUAGCAGACAGCACACAGGCACGGUCAACCUCUGGUUCUUGUCCCACUACUGACGGCCCCGCGGCGGUGUAUGAACAGGCAAUCAUGUCCGUGGACGACGUGUACGUGCUGCGCCCCUUCAAGCUGAUCGCUCUGCUGUGUGUCUUCUUGGCUCUGUGUCUGGACCUGGUGGCUCUGCUUAGUCCAGCCUGGGUCACCGCCGACCACUUUUCCCUGUCUUUGUGGGAGUCUUGCUCCCAGUCCGAGGCGAGGCAGCCGGACGAGGACGCUUCGUGGAGCUGCUUCUCCACCCUCACAUCUGACUGGCAGAUCGCCACCUUGGUGCUGCUCCUGACCGGCGCCGUGGCAACCUUGGUGGCCUUCUUGGUGGGGCUCAUUUCUCUGUGCCACGGGACGCAGAGAAAACACUACCGCACAGUGGCCGUGUUCCUCUUCACUGCAGUUGUGCUGCAGGCCUGCGCUCUAGUCUUGUACCCCAUCAAGUUCAUCGACGGGACGGUCCUGCAGACGUACCACGAGUUCAACUGGGGCUACGGCCUCGGCUGGGGAGCCACCAUCUUCAUGCUGGGCGGAGGAGUCCUCUUCUGCCUGCGGACUGACAUAUAUGAGGACGCCAUGUACUGAUACAGCCCUCUCCCUCACCACACACAACUAUAACUCUGUACAUAAACCUUUCCCGGCCCUCUUGGUUAUUUUUAGUUCGGUUGUGAAGACCCAAACUAGGCCAGGGCUGUUUGAAUAGACCCCCCCUCUUCGGUCAGGGUGAGCUUUCUGGAUGAGCACGAGUUGCUGGACAUUUCCACUGCAUGGUGACCUGCACUGCUGUCCAUUGUUGGACAAGCGGGACGGUCUGCUGAACAUUUAAAGGCACCGGUGUGCGGCCAUGUGUCAUUCUUGUAGGGUUUCACAAGUAGGGGCUCGUUUUUUCAUGUAUUCAUGGCACCACUUUCCUCAAACAUAUCAUAAUUAGUAUGGCAGCUUUUAUAUAUGCUGGAUAUUUAUAUACUGUAGGUCGUUUGUCUCACGUUAUGAUCAUGUAAAUGUGUACAAAGUGUUUCUACAUGAAGGAAGUUCUUCAAUUAAAAAAAAAAAAGUGUAGUUUUUACGAGUGCCGAGUUAUUGUAUACUGACACCAGAGGUUGACCCGCAUGUAAAAAAAGCAUGGGGGGGGAGGUGCCCCACCUUUUAGACUGUUUAUUAUUGACUGGUACACAUUCCACACUGGUUGCAAAUUAAUCACAAUAACCAUUUUGUCCCGCAUUUCACUUUUAAAGCAUCUACAUUUGUACAGCGGCACCUCGGUUUUAUUCAUUCGUUUCGAAAGGUCAGACAAAAACCCGCAGGGAAUAACAUACAGCCAACUAAUCCGCUCCCAAAAAAUACAAUUCAUAGAUAAUAAUUGUCGUUUCACAUGCAGAAAACAAUACGAGAUAAUUCUAAAUGACAAACGGGUGGAACUUACUGUUUAUGCGGAAUUCCUGCACGUCUUGGCGACAUCAAUUCCAAUCGUGUUUCUCACCUUCUUGAUCAGAGUGCUGGUACUUGCCCCCAUGGUGGGUUAUUUAGUGGUCGCACCCAAUAAAAAAAUGCACGUACGGUGAGUCGGUAGGGUGCUUUGUUUGGGCACUCGAUUUUGCAGAACAAUACAGUACAGGACAAACGGACUCGUUUGUUACGUGCAAUAUUGUAUGAAACCGGAAGCUAAAUUUUCGACGUAAACUGAAUUAUUUGAAAACCAGGGCAUUCGACACCAAAGCUUAGUUAUACAGUAUUUAUUGUGUUUAUGUUAACUAGGCUGGAUGUUAAGUGUGAAACAGAAGGCAAAGUCGCACGUUGACAGCCUGGUGAGAAGCUUUCACCCCUGCAGCAGCUGCUCGAAGAAACUCCGCAGCUGUGAAAAGUGACCACAUUCUCUACAAGAUUCUCACACGAGAACACACACACACACACACACACUGGGAAAAUCCCAAAUAUCUUCAUCUAUGCAGUGAUGCUGCAUUUGAGUUUUUUUAGUGGUUUUCUUAUAAUAGCAACCUGAAACCUGAGCUGGUUGGAGGACUGGUGGUUGCAUAACAGGCGCAGUUGCCAGGCAAUCAUUUGGGAAUAAGGAAAAUAGAAGUACAGUACACCAGCAUUACCAUAACUUCAUGUUUAGUAUUUGAAUCGUGUAGAACUGCGUAAACCGCACACAUCAUACCGACUGCUGUCCCAAACGCGCAGGUGCAGCUCAGUGUUUUUUUUAGUAUCUUUGAAAAGCUGAUUUAGUUUGGUAGUUCACUUCCAAUGUGAAACUCUUAUAUCGUCCAAAUUCACUACACACGGAGUACAUUUCAUAUCGUUUUGAUGAUACAGCUAAUAAAACCACAAAUUCAGUCAUAAAAUGAGAAAAAUUGUCCAAAAGUUCCAUAUGGUAAAUCUAAUCUCUAAUCAGCAGAUGAGAUGCAAAAAGACGCACCUGUACUGGUUGCUUUAAUACUGGGGUGUCCAAACUUUUUCCACCGAGGGCCACAUACUGAAAAAUCAAAGAAUUCUGAGGCCAAUUUUACAUUUUGUAAACCAACCCGUGUAGAUAUGCAAAGAUGUUGUUCAUAUUUAAAGAAAAAAAACAGCUUGCAUCUCAGCUUCGAGUUACUGUUAGUAUGAACUCUUUCUCCUUACAUUACACUUUUUUGCUCGUUUUUCUUCUUUUUUUUUUGGACAAAUAUUUCAACUUCCUUCUUGCACCUUUUUUUGGUAAUAUAAUGUCUUUAUUUUCAAAAUAUUUUGGAUUUAUUAUGGUAAUAUUAUAACUUUUACCCAACCUAAUUUUCCUAAAAUUGCAACCUUAUUGUUUUGUUAGUUUCUCAUAUUUUGACUUUUUGAAAGAUUUACAUAUUUUAGUUUUUAAUAUUUAAACUUUAUGCUAUUUCUCUCUUGAUAU
Dunckerocampus dactyliophorus (ringed pipefish) is the source of this 3077-nucleotide messenger RNA. Its product is annotated as transmembrane protein 47-like. The coding region runs from base 242 to 781 and encodes 179 amino acids. NCBI's taxonomy places the organism in Eukaryota, Metazoa, Chordata, Actinopteri, Syngnathiformes, Syngnathidae. The record is from RefSeq and is a predicted model, not a curated record. Gene Ontology annotation, biological process: cell-cell adhesion. Gene Ontology annotation, cellular component: cell-cell junction. The transcript is spliced from 3 exons.